GCUGUGGGCAGAGCCCCUCCAGGACCUGGCAGGCAGGCUACAAGGUCAUUCCUCCUCCUUCUGGGGCCGUGUGCCAGGCUGGCUGGUGGAUGUGAAGACACGCUGGAGAAGACAACAAUGCUGCCUACAACUGCUGGCCACCGGUGGAGGAGCAGGUUCCUCAUGAGGUGGCAAGAGGCUUGUCUGCUUGGCUGUUGGCUGUCGCUAUGUGCUGCCGAGUCCUUCUUUGCUUGCCCUUCCUCCUGCAAGUGUAACAGUGGCAACCUGGAAGUGGACUGUAGUGGCUUGGGCCUCUCUUCCAUCCCCUCGGACAUCCCCACAAACACCAGGACCUUCCUCUUUCUCAACAACAAACUCAGCAUCCUGCCGGGAGCAGUGUUUUCCAACCUCUCUGCCCUACAGAGGCUGGAUCUAUCCAACAACUUCUUGGACCAGCUCCCUCAGAACAUCUUCAGUGACCUGGGGAACCUCACAGAGCUCCAGCUGAGGAACAACAGCAUCCGGGCCUUGGACAAGGACCUGCUACAACACACGGCCCUGCUGCGCCAGCUGGAUCUCUCCAUCAAUGGCUUGGCCCAGAUACCCUCAGGCAUCUUUGACGAUCUGCCUGCUCUCCGCUCCCUCUCUCUCAGGUCCAACCGCCUGCAGAGCCUGGACAGGGUGACCUUCGAACCGCUAACCAGCCUGCAGCAACUCCAAGUUGGGGAUAACCCCUGGGAAUGUGACUGCAACCUCCGAGACUUCAAGCACUGGAUGGAGUGGUUCUCCUACCGAGGUGGGAAAAUUGACCAGCUGGCAUGUACCCUGCCCAAGGAGCUGAAAGGGAAGGACAUGCGAAUGGUGCCCAUGGAGAUGUUUAACUACUGCUCCCAGCUGGAUGAUGAGAACAGCUCUACAGUGCUGGACAAUACUGGCCCACCCUGCACUAAAGGAAGCCCAACUCCUUCCAAAUCUAAAUCGGGCCCAGAAACAGAAGUGGAGCCCAGUGUGGGAUGCCCUCAAAAACAGCGAUAUAGGCCUGUGAGCGUGCGCCGGGCUAUUGGCACUGUGAUCAUCGCAGGGGUGGUUUGUGGCAUUGUUUGCAUCAUGAUGGUGGUGGCAGCUGCUUACGGUUGCAUCUAUGCCUCCCUUAUGGCCAAGUACCACCGGGAGCUGAAGAAGAGGCAGCCACUCAUGGGUGACACAGAAGGUGAACAUGAAGAGCAAAAACAAAUCUCUUCCGUGGCAUGAAACUCUUCUAGGAAGGAAGAGACAGCAAUGAACAAAGGUACCUGAGAGCAGUCAAGCAUGGGGUCCUCCCAAAAUACAUCUUCCCAGACAGACAGACAGACUGCUAUUGCUCCACUCACCCAAGUAGUGCAACAUGCUUCUGGGGGGUCAGGGCACCUGGCUCAACUUCUGUUCCUCUGCCCCAGGCCCAUUUUGUGCCCUUUCACCCUUGGGCCCUCCCAGACAAAUAAAGUAGAGUCAGACCUCGA
Nipponia nippon (crested ibis) is the source of this 1478-nucleotide messenger RNA. RefSeq names its product leucine rich repeat transmembrane protein 2 (gene LRTM2). Gene Ontology annotation, cellular component: plasma membrane. Gene Ontology annotation, molecular function: protein binding. Lineage: Eukaryota; Metazoa; Chordata; Aves; Pelecaniformes; Threskiornithidae. The record is from RefSeq and is a predicted model, not a curated record.